GACAUUUUAAGAAGGGUUUCUUUCACCACACCGCAUCCUCGUGACUGACUUCGAAGUGUCGUACCUCUGCAACAAAAGCCACCAUGCGGAGUCGUGGAAGGUUCCAGUUGAUAUCACAUACGUGCAAUCGACUCUACCAUUCGCAAAAUUUAUACCCAAGUCAAGAGUGGUUUCUUUGGGAAGUCCCCGUAUCGCAUAUAGUCAAGCCAUUGAUCUGCUGCAGGAAUAUAACAGUCGCAGACUCAGUCGUGCGUGCGAUGCACUAGAUGCCUGCAGCGGUAUCAUUCGCUUGAUGGAGUGUAUAGGAAUACAUUGUCCUUGGGGUAUUCCGAUUCGUAAGAAUCAAUAUAAGAGUAAGACGAUGUUUGCAAUGCUUUCGUGGUACCACGAGACUAUGGUUCCAAGACGCACUAAUAUCCCCAGUUGGUCCUUUCUUGGCUGGGAAGGGGCUUUCAAGACUCGUAAGGACGCGGAGUGGACUGGUGACAACGGACACUCUCUCGCCUUUGAAGAUCAACAAAAUCCUCGUCAUCUACUCGAUGAGGGUUUUACAAUGCUUCUGGAUCUCUUUGAAGACAAUAGGUACCUUCACUAUGAGGGUCCGGUUUGCCAGCUGUUCUUAACAAAUGUCACGUCGUCCGAAUCAGAUCUGAGCUUUCGAACAGAUAUCACUUUCGGCUCUCGUACCCAAACGAUCAUGAUUUCCCAACCCGGAACUUACGCGGCGGUUCGAAUUACAAGGCAUAUAAUCGCUUUACUACCCUUGUCCUUGGAUAGUAUAUUGGAUGGUUUGGAAGUAACAUGCGUGCUCAUAUCCUGGCAAUAUGGUCCCCGCGGUUCGCAAUUUUCUUGUAUUGUCCUGAAAGCGUCUGAUGGCUUAUAUGAGAGGAUCGGGAGUUUUGAUUUCGAUAUGAGACGUGAUUUGGACAAAUGCUACGAGGAAUUGCUUACUACUGAGGGGCAAAGGUUACAUACAGUAAACUGGGGAAGAGAUGCUCCAUUUGAUGGUGCACGGGGGCAAUAUUUCAUUCAAGAAGCGCCAACCAGAAGCAUUGUUAUAAGAUAGAAUUUGGUUCCGACUACAGCGUUAAAUUGGCCUGCUGAGCUUCCGCCUUGAGCCUCCGGUGCCGCUCGAUGAUCGGGUUUCCUGGAUCUGCAAUUGUAGCUUCUGGCAGUUCGGAAUGAACCAAUGGACCAAGGUCAUAGAAAAUUGAGCAACUGGAGUAAGAGAUCACCUUCCAUAGAUCUAUCGGUCAUGCCAUCUCGUGCUUUUGAGCUAUGACGACUUGCAGCAGGACUCUUCGUCGAAGAACACUCGGGAGUAGAGUCUUGACACGAGGAGCAGGAUUAGUCUAAACAGAAGCUGUCUCUAAUAAGCACACAUAGAUA
This is a messenger RNA of Truncatella angustata, 1389 nucleotides long. RefSeq lists its product as uncharacterized. Bases 293 to 1066 code for a protein of 257 amino acids. The transcript has a single exon. NCBI's taxonomy places the organism in Eukaryota, Fungi, Ascomycota, Sordariomycetes, Amphisphaeriales, Sporocadaceae. The record is from RefSeq and is a predicted model, not a curated record.